AUGCCAUGGCAGCUGCUUUCACACGCACGACGGGGCUGGGUAGAGGUUUGCAGUGAGGAGGAGGCGCUACUGCAGGAGGCAUGGAACUCCUACCAGGAGGGCGGGAACCAGGUGGUCUCCUAUCGUUUGGCCACGGGUGUCCCAGUGGAGGUGGACUUCGCAGCCCAGCUCCGUAGGAACUUGGCCUCGCGGCGUUCGGUCCAGUUGCGCCGCGCUGCGCGUCCAGCGGCCGCGCCGACGCCGAUGGUGCCGCUGCUCGCGGGCGUGACGGCGGUGCCCACGGCGAGCAGGGAAGGGUCGGUGCCCAGCGGUAAGGUGGAUUAUUCCAAAUGGCAGCAGCUGGAGGACAGUGACCAGGAGGAAAACGAGCACCUAGAAGAGACCAUAGCCAACCUCCCGCUGCCAGCGGAGAUCUUGAAGCCUGACCAAAGCUGCUAA
This is a messenger RNA of Durusdinium trenchii, 438 nucleotides long. Lineage: Eukaryota; Dinophyceae; Suessiales; Symbiodiniaceae. The record is from the annotation of a GenBank genome assembly.